Messenger RNA from Entrophospora candida, 348 nucleotides. NCBI's taxonomy places the organism in Eukaryota, Fungi, Glomeromycota, Glomeromycetes, Entrophosporales, Entrophosporaceae. The record is from the annotation of a GenBank genome assembly.
AUGUCGGAAAAAGAAACAAAGCCAAGAGAAUAUUUAAUUAAUUUUGCAAAAGUUGUAGCAGUUGAAGUUGAAUCGAACGAUAUAUUAGUUCCUCCGGCUUUAACUUUUUGUAUAGAAAAUAACCUAACUUGCAAUUUCACUGUCACAGUUCACAAUUCACGGGUUGGAGCAGGAAAUGAUUACAUAACCAUGUUUGCCCCAGAAAACUUGACCGAAUUUUUAAAGUUAGAUCCUGAUAUUAAUAGGGUAAUACAUUUUAGCAGAACCAAAAAUAUCAAUAUAAACAACAAAGUAACAAAUGAUGUAAAAUGUAGCAUCAUUGAUGAAUUCCAUGAACCUCGACCAGAU